CCGGUCGACAUGCUUCAGGGCCUGUGCAGGUCGUGUAUACCGCACCCUUCACCAUCUGUACGCGUGCUGCCACGUAAACUAACUCUUUUGUAUAUCGCUCGUGCUUUCACGGAGACCGUCUAGCUGCUUGAAAUGGCGUCCUCCCAAGGGCUGCAUUCGUUGGCAACGAUCAUAAAGAGGUUGGAGGCUGCAACAUCCAGGCUAGAGGAUCUUGCCAACCUACCCCCGUCCGGCCUCGUCACUGGUUUGCAGAAUGUCGCCUCAUCAUCCUUGCCGUCCGCAUCCUCCGAGCCCACUCCGGUUCCCCCUCCCCAUGGACAGACUGCGCCCGCAGCUCCUGCGGUGGAGAUUCCCAGGAGCGUAGAGGCUUUUGACGAGAUGAUCCUUGAGGGCAAGGUCAAGCCGUUCGUGGAGUUGACGAAGAGCUUCGCGGUGCAGUCGGUCAUCGACCAGGCGGCACUCGUCGAGAAGGAAUUUCAGGACCUACGUGCCUUGCUGCUCCUUGCCGCAAACUGCAAGAAGCCUGACCAGAAGGCGUUUGAGGCGUUCCUCGUACCGUUGCAGAAGGAUAUCGAGGCUAUCACUCGUGCUAAGGAGGCGAAUCGGAAAGACCGCGAUUGGCUGAACCACCUGUCUACUGUUGCGGAAGGAGGCACAUGUGUUGGUUGGGUCACAAUCUCACCGAAGCCGGGCCCGUUCGUUGCUGAGAUCAAAGACUCUACGCUGUUCUAUGGCAACCGUGUGCUGAAGGAGUUCAAGGACAAGGAUUCCAAGCACGCAGAGUGGGUGAAGGCGUAUACGUCUCUACUGGAAGAACUGCGCAAGUACAUCGUUGAGUACCACACUACUGGUCUUGUAUGGGCUCCCAAGGGAAUGUCCGUAGACGAAUAUAAGGCCGCUUCGUCCGGACCUGCUACCGGUGCAGGUGCCCCACCACCACCACCGCCUCCACCACCACCUGGUCCCCCUCCUCCUCCGGUAGCCGCGCCUGCCCCGGCUGCUGGUGGUGUAGCCGCCGUGUUCGCUGAACUGAAUCGGGGAGAGGAUGUGACAAAGGGCUUGCGCAAGGUCGACAAGUCUCAGAUGACGCACAAGAACCCUGCGCUCAGGGCGGGUGGCACAGUUCCGAGCUCAACGGGUCCAGCUGCCAUACCCAAGCGUCCAGUUAAGCCCACUAAGCCGCAGUCUCUUGCGGGCAAGAAGCCCUCGAAGUUUGCUCUUGAAGGCAACAAAUGGAUGAUAGAAUAUCAAGAAAACGAGUCGGCGCUCACCGUAGACAACGUGGAGUUGAACCAGACAGUGAACUUGUACGGUUGCAAGAGCUCGACAAUUAUUAUCAAGGGCAAGGUGAACGCGGUCACAUUAGUCAACUGUAUCAAGACAUCGAUUCUCGUAGAGAAUGUGAUCUCGGCAGUCUCUGUUACCAACUGCCCCUCUUUCGCAUUGCAGAUCACGGGAAGCGCACCGACCAUCCAGCUCGACUCGACAGAUUCUGGGCAGAUCUAUCUCUCCAAGGAUUGUCUCGGCGUCGAGAUCACGACCGCGAAGUGCAGUAGCAUCAAUGUGAGCUUGCCAGAAGAGGGCGAGGAGGAAGGUGUCUUCACGGAACACCCAAUCCCGGAGAUGUUCAGGACAAUGAUUCAGGAUGGCAAGCUUGUCACGACUGCUGUGGAACACGCUGGUUAGUAAAUGGGAUGGUGGACAGUGCUGUAAUCUGUAUGGGUUGUGUUUACUGGAUAUGGAUAGGCGGACAUGAUUAAAGUUAGUCUUUGGUGAAAUGAACGUAGCGUGUUCGAGAACGCAAUCUCAAAUCCAGGACUCCGAGAGAGCAUCCACUGAAGUGCCCGGAUCAGAUGCAUCGGGAGUACUAGUAGAGUUCGAGGC
Molecule: messenger RNA, 1884 nt
Organism: Rhodofomes roseus
Lineage: Eukaryota; Fungi; Basidiomycota; Agaricomycetes; Polyporales; Fomitopsidaceae
Product: cyclase-associated protein
Exons: 9
Coding region: 133-1686 (517 amino acids)
Biological process (GO): cytoskeleton organization; regulation of adenylate cyclase activity
Cellular component (GO): cytoplasm
Molecular function (GO): adenylate cyclase binding; actin binding
Source: RefSeq, a predicted model, not a curated record